Molecule: messenger RNA, 1503 nt
Organism: Suillus bovinus
Lineage: Eukaryota; Fungi; Basidiomycota; Agaricomycetes; Boletales; Suillaceae
Exons: 1
Coding region: 1-1503 (500 amino acids)
Molecular function (GO): protein binding
Source: RefSeq, a predicted model, not a curated record
AUGACCAAAUCAUCCUCUCAGACAAAAUAUAUCUCUUCUAUUUCAGUUUUGCCAGAUGACCUCCUCCUUGUCAUCUUUCACGCAGUCGCAGACGACAUCUACGGCACUGACGGGCAGCUGCGCCUCGAUUGCGUGGCGCUCGCAAGUGUUUGUCGUGGAUGGCGGUCCCUUGUUCUCAGUACCUCUCGUUUCUGGACGCGCCUGCAUAUGAUGACAAAGUUCGGCGCCCUUUCCAAGGAACAUCUCGAAAUGCAUGUCACGAGAUCCGCAAAUGCGCUCGUUGACGUCGUCAUAUAUAUUGCAAGGCCUCCGGACCCAUGGGGUCAAGCUGCUUGGACUCUAGUCUUUGACGGAGCCAAGGUAUGCCUUCAAGUCCUGCGGGAGUGUAGCCACAGAUGGAGGAGCCUCAAAAUUAUUAAUGAGAUCGACAAUCACUCGGGCCUUUUCGGCUGUGUUCUGUCAGAGCUGGGUCUCCCUCACGCACCAGCACUGAAAAAUAUAGAGAUUAUCUGUCACAGCAGCGGUUGGAUCACUUCAUUGAAGGAAUCCUUCCAGUUUCUAUCGACCACGUACACUCCCUCACUGAAGAUGUUGAAAUUGGAGGGAUGUGACUCAAGCAUACUGCCUGAGCAGUUCGAUGCAUCAUCCCUGAGACAUGUCAGCCUCAAGUUCUUGCGUCAAUUUAGCCACACUCCUCCAAACAGUCUCGAUGUCUUUCGCAACUUCCUGUCAUGUGCACGGAAUCUCGUUUCUCUUGAGGUGCACCGACGGGUCUUUUUUGUGGAGCACGCAAAAACAGACAACGAAGUAGAUCCCAUCAUACUUCCUGCCCUCCGAACUCUCCACAUCAUUAUGGGCGCAGAGAAGCCAGCCUAUCUCAGCGGCAUCCUCGGGAACAUUACUGCCCCGAAUUUAUGUCACCUCGCUAUCCACGGUGAUUCGCUGGCAUGGGAGGAAAGUAGUCUUAUCGACUUUUCCUCGCCAGCAUUCUUCCUCCGGCAGGACGAGGUACCGAAGUUCCCGACUGUGUGCCAGCUGACAAUGAAGAACAUGCUCCAGUCGGUCUAUGGGCCCGGGAAGAAUUUGCACUCUAUCUUCACCGCGCUCCCUCAUGUGACAGAAGUUGUACUUGACCAUGAUGUUAGGGAGAUCGCCAAUUCCCUCGUAAUGGAAUUGUACGAUAAGAAAGUGCCGCCACUAUGGCCGUACCUGCGGCAGCUCACAAUCGAAAUGACACCCACGACAACAUUCCACUACCUCCCGCAGCUCUGCGAGUGGCUGCGUCUCCGGCGCGCGAGUGGGCUGUCGCUGCCUGCGGUGACCAUCCGCUACGGGCUCCAGCGAGCUGGGGUGAAGAAGGACGCAAGGGAUUUGAUGAUCAUUAGGAAAAUUGUAAAUGAUGCGACGGGGUACCGCGCAUCUGAUACGAGAGAGGUAGUGAAACAGCUUGGAAAACUAGAUGCGUUGGUGGAUCUGAGGGUUGACUCAUGGAUCUAUGACUGA